Messenger RNA from Portunus trituberculatus (swimming crab), 4223 nucleotides. It is a transcript of the gene stai, whose product is annotated as stress response protein NST1-like. The record is from RefSeq and is a predicted model, not a curated record. Gene Ontology annotation, molecular function: tubulin binding. The coding region runs from base 287 to 1474 and encodes 395 amino acids. The transcript has 9 exons. Gene Ontology annotation, cellular component: cytoplasm; neuron projection. NCBI's taxonomy places the organism in Eukaryota, Metazoa, Arthropoda, Malacostraca, Decapoda, Portunidae. Gene Ontology annotation, biological process: neuron projection development; regulation of microtubule polymerization or depolymerization; microtubule depolymerization.
CCCAGGCGCGCAGGCCCCAACCACACCCAGGCGACGAGCACAGCAGCGGCAGACCCAGCAGCCAGUCAGCCAGUGUCGUCCAAGCCCCCGCACUGCCGCCACCACCAGCCGCUCACACCACAGCGCCACACUCACCGCCCUCCUCAGUCAGCGCGACGACACCUUCCGGAGGCCAGCGUUGGGGCCUUGAUGGUGUAGAGCAGACCACCCACAGCCCCCCAGCAGCAGCCCCUCGGCUCCCGUCACAGCCCCUCGUCACUUCCUCCAGCAAGACCCCACCGCCGCCAUGAUAAUCGGCCUUGUGCGAGACUCCUUCCUCCGCUGCUUCUGCCAGACCUGCUCCGUCAACUCGGCGCUGCCAGCAGGCCGGUACCACAAGAAGCCCCUGAAGAAGAUCCAGAAGAAACCAAAGUGCAAACAGCCAAAGAAGGGAAGGAAGUAUGUGGCCACUGAGAUCAGGUGCGAAGAGAAGUCUCGCGGUGGCAUGUGCUACGAGGUGAUCCUGGCCGAGCCCUCCGCCGACAAGCCCACUCCCCCGAGCACCUCCCCCCGCCCCAAGAGCAUGACGGCUGAGGAGAUCGAACAGAAGCUCCUGCAGGCUGAGGAACGCAGGAAGUCCAUGGAGGCUUCCCGGCUGGCCAGCGUUGGGGAGCGCAUGACAAGGCUUGAGGAGGCCAGUCGCAAGCGUGAGGAGAACACCGCUGCCUUCAUUGCCGCCACACAGGCUGCUCUUGAAGAUAAGCUGGACACCACCACCAACAACCGUGAAGCUUACCUCAACGGACUGCGCGCCAAGCUUUCCGAUCACCUGAACAACGUUGAUGGCGUUCGCAAACAACUGGAGGCCCAGACCAAUGAUCUCCGCCAGACCAUUGAGGAUAAGCUGAGGUCUGCUGAGGAAAACAGGACUGAGAACCUUGGCAAGAUGCUGGAGAAACUGAAGGAGCAUGAGGACUAUGCUCAGAAGGUGCGUCUGGGACAUGAGGAGGCCAUCAGGCAGCUUGAGGAGAGGAUCCAGGCGAAGAUUGCUGUGGCUACCAACAAGCGCGAGUCCGAGAUUCUCAAGAAACUGGAGACCCUUAGGGAACAUUCCAACAAGAUCACCGAGGCGCAGGAACUCAUCAACCGGAGACAGGAGGAGGCCAAGCAGCAGAGGGCGCAGGAGGUGGCCGCCAAGGAGGAGCGCAUCAAGAAGAUCCAGGAUGAGAAGGAGGCCAAGAGGCAAGAGUUGACCAAAGAAAUCACUGAAAAGCUUGAGCUGGUACAAGAAAACAAGAACAAGGAAGAGGAGGAAAUCAAGAAGAAGGCGAUGGAGAAGCUGCAGAAGUUGGAGAUUGCCGACCGUAACCGCCUGGAGCUGGCAGAGAAGGCGAGGAAGGCGUUAGAGGAACAUGAUCGCCGUGCCGAGAUGGUGCGAGCCAACAAGGAGCGCAUCAUGGCAGCUGAGAAGCAGGAUGCUGCCUCUUCUGGCUAAGCCCUCAUCCUGCCUCUCCACUCCCUGCCCCACCCCGCCCCAGCCUUCCCCACAUCCCCUUCAGCCCCACACCCAGGAAACCCCCAACCACUGCUACCACAGGAUGGCCAGAGCUAUCGGGGCUGUGCUGGGCUAAUCCCCACCCCCUCCUCACUCCUCCCAUGGCCAGUCCUGUCCCCUUCCUCCCCUUACUUAUAGUCACGUUAUUACCCGUUAACUAGGAACCGAGAGCAUUUGGGUGACCGAAGAUGCUGUUCUUCCCUCCACUGCUCAAGAGUCUUGAGCAAGCUGCAGCCAUAGUUACCAAGCCCCAGGGACGAGUAUUUAGUCUCGCCUCCCUGGGUUUCUCCGCAGAUUUGGUGUUCCCCUGAAGCUAACCAGCCCCUUGUGUAAUUUGCCUUCUGAUAGGUUCACCGUGAAUCUGGUGUUAAGCCACAUGCAAUGAUGUUCGCUUCUACAUGAGAUGCCUGUGUGCGCUCGGCUUGGCAGCACGGCGACGGCGGCACGUCGUCACCGGCCCCGCCGGGCCACGAGUGAUAGCUAAUGUUAAGGGUGAUCAUGUCUAGGUACAUACUCUUGCCUCUUACUGCCAGUUUUAUAAGUUUGGACGUCUCUGUCGCACGUCUCUGGGGGUGACAAGAGUGGGCUGAGUGCCGUGUCCUGAUGGUAGGCACCCUUGAGCACCGGAGUGGAGGGCGAGGGCUUGGGCUGGGCUGGGCCAGGCAGGAGUGGAGAGAGAGAGAGAUAGGCCAUGCCCACCUCCUCCUUCCCUCCCUCCCUCCUAACGCAACAACACUUCUUCCUCAGACCUGUCCACACUGCCUUCCGCUCUCCUGUGUUUGUGGCAUCUUGCCCAUAGCGCCUCUGCAAUAGUUCCAUUGUUGUACAUCGGUGUCCUUGACCUCCCUACGGUUUCCGAUAUCGUGAUAUUCUCAAUUAAAUAUUUAACGUUAAGAUUCUUGUGAUCUGUCUUUAGUUCUUAAGGAUUUUUCUAGCCAAGAUCAAAACUGAAAGACUGUAUUGUGAGACUGCCUUGUAUCACUCCCAGUACAGAUUUUAGUUUUAAUCUUUGUACAUUGUGUAAAAAUGUUUUAGUUAGCUAAAAGGAAAGAAUGAAUCAAAUUUGAAAGCUUUUUUGCAACAGCAGGCAGUUACAUAACUAUUUUAUUUGGAUUUUAAAGUCUAAGGAUUGCAUUUAGCAUAACAUUUAAGAUAAGCACCGUACAUUAUUGUAUGUGCAUGGAAGUUUGGCAAAACUAAAACCACUCAUUUAUGACAAGUUAUUUUUAGGGAGAAUGAUGAAAGCUCUGGAAUAUAUCAAGUGGUCACACCCAAGAAUGACUGUUUUUGUUCCCACAUUACCCAAUAAGUGAUCUCCUACACCUGCCCACCACUACCACACCACACCACCACCACACCAUUACCACAGCCAUGACAGCCGCCGCCCUCACCCCAGGCAGGCGGCUUGUCAAUCCAAUUAUUAGACUAGUUUUUAUGGGUAUUUUGAUAAUCAUGGCUGAUCCUCAAGCUGCAUGGGGGACGUUGGAGGUGGGGUGAUGUAACCAAAGAGAUACUGCAGCCAGAUCAGCCUAGAGGCACACUAGCCGUCUGAACACCAAAGGAAAAUGGCAGGAGAAGGAAGCUGGAGUGACGGGUUUUGCUGCAGUCACUCGUACCAUCACUUUCCCUUCUCCUCCUACUCCUCCUCCUACCCAUGAAUAGGAUACAAGAAGGGGUCCACCACCUGAAAUAGACAUCAACUGGUAUGAAGAGUUAAAAAAAAUAAUGUACUUUUUGAUUUGCAUAGUGGAAGUUUUUAUCGUUCUUUUCACGGCUUGUGGCCAGUUUGAUUCUUAAAAUCUUUAUCGUUUUAUUUGCGUGUCUGCCUCUUCGUUUUGCGUUUGUGUUUUGUUCUGUGGCAAGGCAAGGCAAGGUUGCUGGAAUGAGAGGACUGAAGGGAAGAGACUUGUUCUGGGGCGUCUCGUCUUAAUUUUUAUUGAUGGAUCACAUUACGGACUCUCUAAUUACUACCACUUGCGUUCUGAAAAGGCGGCCGGCAUGGAAGUAUACUUGUCGGUGCUGCUCUCCUGUCCAUCCAUACAAGUAACUAAAAAGGUGCACAUUCCCUCCUCUGGAGCUGACUUGGAAGUUGGUCGUUCCAGUUUGUUCUCAGGCUCUUGGUAAGGGAGUGACUUGAAAGAUAAAAGGUACUCUUGUCCUACCUAUUGGCUUGUGUGCGUUGGGGAGUGACUGCUCGUCUCUGUCCAUCGCAUUGCUGUCUUGUUUCCUGCGUGAUGAGAUGAUGGGACUUGACUGCACUGGAUUAAGUCCAUUGGAUAAAAAGAAAAAAGUGAACUAAAUUUUUCUUUUAAUUUUCUUGGAGUAUGGCAGAUUUUUUAGAUUUUUUGAUGAUGGUAAGAGGUUUUUAAAGGUACUUCUGUUCUUGGGUGAUGAUUGACGUUUUAGUUUUUCCCCCCAAACCACACCACAAAAAAAGAGCACAAAUUGCCCGUGAACCCAAUGGAAGUGGUAGGAAAUGAGAAAUGUUUGAAUGGCCAUGAUGGUAAAUUUAUCCAGUUGUUCCAGAAGCUUCCCCCAAGCCUGGUUUGUGAAGGAGUGCAGCAAGGUUUUCAGUUAGUCAUAACCUUUUAAUUGAAGCUCUAUUUUUGCAUACCAAUAUUUGUAUGUGUUCGCAUUCGCGGUAUGGUAUAUUCCACAUCAAUAGUGCUUAAAUAAAUGGUAGUCAUUA